AUGUCUUACUUCACUGUUUCAGCGACAGCUUCUGAAGCUAGUAACAAUAGCCCUGCCCCCUCUUUUCAGGAUGAAUCAUCUCCUAUAUGGCCAACCUGUAAGUGUCGUGACGCGAAGCCUUACAAAACCAAGCGCACACUCAUCAACCCCGAAAAUUGGCUUGAUGAGGUUUCCGACUCCGAGGAAUCUCUCGUUGAACACCCCCCAGUUGCAGUUAAAGCCCUUCGUGCAAGACAAUUCUUCAGGAGAAAUGAUGCUUUGGGUGCUGAUACAGGCUCCUGUCUUGGCGUGAUCAGCGACUGGGAGGCGAACAAGCUCCGAUUUAGCCUUCUUUAUGUGAUGCAGCACCUGUAUGAAGAACGCGAAGGAGAGAGAAAAUACCCCGCUGAGUGGGAAGACAAGACCGCCUUCACCUCUUGGUUUGAGAAAACUGUCUCAGCUUGGGUGGAGGAUCUUCCAGAAGACCAAAAGGCCUGCAUUGGAGCACUGGCUGACAUCUUGGAGGAUGAUCUGGCAAUUGAUCUUGAUGACAAAGCCGGUUGGGAGAGGCAAAAUACUCGAGUGGUCAAGUACCUUGAUGGUUUUGAUCCUAUCUCUGAAGAAGUCCAAGGACUCGAACAAUUGGAGCUAGAGGAUAGGGCAUGUUAUGAGUGCUCACGACGCUAUGCUAACAAGGCGUUGUGGGUAGUUGUUCCCAGUAGUGAUGAAUCUAUGGAAUAA
This is a messenger RNA of Fusarium subglutinans, 720 nucleotides long. RefSeq lists its product as uncharacterized. The transcript has a single exon. Lineage: Eukaryota; Fungi; Ascomycota; Sordariomycetes; Hypocreales; Nectriaceae. The coding region runs from base 1 to 720 and encodes 239 amino acids. The record is from RefSeq and is a predicted model, not a curated record.